AUGAAAUCGAAGGCGGACCAAGAACCAAGCAUCAUGGUACAAUUUUUCGACAAUUAUACCAAUAUUCUAAAGAAUUGCCAAGAUUUUCCGCCUAGAUUACUUCAACUUUUUCAGCAUUAUCAAAUCGACCCAGAAAAAGUCAAUCAAGUACAAAAAUUAUUCAAUAAACGGGUUAAACUAUCGACAAUUCUUGAAGAAAUGAAUUUUCCGAAGUAUUUUGACGGUGAUUUCAUUAUAGCAAACAUAGUUAAGACUCAAGAAACGAAAAUUCAACAAAAUAUGAUUGAUUGUGGUAUCAUUCUCUCUGCUCUUGGAUUUCUUAUACUUCCAAAAGACCAAUUUCAAGUGCAUCCUUUACAUAAUAUUUUAUUAUCAUUUCAACACAUUGAAUUGAAACUAUACGAAGACGUCAAAUGCUAUAUUACGCCAUAUUUAAUACAAACAGCUAUAGAUUACCAUCUUAAUUCCGAAAAUAUUUUUCAAUCCGCUUUAAUUAUACUUUUGAAUAGAAAAAGCAUAACACUAGAUAAUCCAAUGGAAGCAGCUUGCAUCAAAAAAUCAUUUUCACGCCUUUUACAGCUUCAAAACAUAACUCCUACGUCAUUUGAAUUAAUGAUACAAAUUUUCGAUUCCCCUUUUGCAGAAUCCAUAGACCUCCAGAGUGAUUACAUGAAGAAAAUGUUAAUGGAGAAGUUUCUUACCAUUAUUAUUCCUUCAAUCAAACUUUUCUUAAAAAUUUGUCACAAAUUACCAAACGAAGCUGUUCAAUCUGUAGUAGAAAAUAUGGUCGAAUACAUUAAAUCGCUAAAACCGCCAGAAUUUAAUGUAAUUUUGGAUCCAGUUCAAAAUAUACCAAAUUUUCCAUCCGAAAUUGUUGGGAACGCUCCUGUUGAACCAUUUGUUGAUACCAGACCUCCUUUAGUUAUGAAAUCUGAAAUCCGAGGAGUUAUGACUGAUGCAGAAUUAUUUUCCACAGUUUUAUCGAAAAGUACUCUAGAUGUGCUCGAAGGAAUAAUUUCUGCAAUGCAUAUUGCCAAAAUAAGCAUGCAAUCAAAGAUUUUUGAGCAAAUGCACGAAAUAAUUUCGAAAUCUUCUGAAAACCACAUCUUGUAUCUAUGUGAAAUAUCCGUAAUUUUGCUCAAACAGUUCCCUCGUUGGGCUCAUUUCUUCGAGGAAACGUUCUUUAACUCAAAAGUUUUCAUUCCGACUCAAACUCUCUUCGGACCACAGAUAAUUAACCCUGUUUUAUCGUCACUACGAACAAAUGUUCUCAAUUUAAUGGCAAAAAACCAAAACCAUACUUUAAUUAACUUAUUACUUCAGAAAUUUGCCAAUUUUCCAUUUUUCAUUGCAGAUUUGACAGCCAGAUUGAAUUGGUCGACGAUUUCCAAUCCAAAUGUCUUUACAAAUACUACUUUGGAUAUAAUUUUUAAAGCUUUGACAAAAAUCCUCAAAAUUCUUCCUAAUUUUGAGACAGAAUGCUACGAUGCCAUCAUAAGUAUUGUUUCCUUCAUCACUAUCUUCAUAUCUACCUCCAAUUCUUGGACAAAAGCUUCAUCAUUUCUCCAAAAGUAUUUGUACUUAUCAACAGACUCCCUCCUUCAAGAAAUUGUCUUAUCCCACCUGGAAAUACUACUUAUGAGGGCAACUUGUCAAUUUGAGAUACCUUUAUCUGAUUUAUUGGAUCAAUUAUCAAAAGAUAACACAGAAAAGAGCAACAACCUUAUCAGAAGGAUCCUUAUAAUAUGUUGUAAUGCAUCUCGAUACAAUGUUAAUGAUUAUGGCAUAAUUAAGCCACUUAUUGAUUAUUUCUUGUUAUAUCUUAUACGUUUUCCAUCGCAUGAGAUUCUUAUGCACAUAUUAUAUUUCUUCCAGGUCAAAACUGCUCAAUCCAAUGAUUUUUACAUCAAACCAAACCAAAUUCAAACUUUAGAACAAAUAUUAGACAUUUUAGAGCCGGUAAACAUAAAUAAUCAGACAUUAGAUAUGCUUCUUGCUUUAGUACAAGGGUCUACGUACUGUCCGAAGCCUUAUACAACAAUUUUAUUCAGAAGACCAAAAUUUGUCACUUUAAUAUUCAAAUUGUAUAGUAAAAAACGCGAUUUCUGGCGUGUACUUAAGAUCCUUAAUGACUGUAUUCUUACAACACCAGGAAAUUCCGAUCCUUUGGUGAAAGAAUCAAUAGAUUUAUUAUUAUUAAAAUAUCUUACGUCAGAAACAGAAGAAUCCAUUGUAUCAAUAUCAGAACUUACCAAAAUUACAAUGUUUAUACCAGAAAAUCAAAGAGAAAUUGUUUUUAACCUAUUUUCAAAUAUUAUUAACUUUGCUUCUCAUAAGGAGAGGACAAAUGCAUUGAUUAGUGAGUUAUAUUCGUAUUUUGGUAAGGGAUAUACUCCAAAAUCCUUAGAUUUCUUAAAUAGAAUUACAGAUUUAAUGAGUUUUCAACUGGCGAUGCCAUAUCCUGUAUUUAAUCCUGGUUGUGAUUUGAUUUUCACUGCUCUUGGUAACUUUACGAACUUCUUUUCGAAAGAUUUUACUUUUUCUGUAUGGUUGAAGGUCGAUCAGAAGCUAAUUCUGCCAGGAUCACCACCUAUAGAGCUCAUACAUGCUUACGAUAACCAAGGAGGGAUGUUUAUUAUACAGAUAAACCAUAAUCAAGUAGAAAUCGUCUUCCAAGACCAAGUAAAGCGAACAAAGGUAACUUUACUUGUUGAUCCAUUCAAGACUGUUCAGUGGGAACACUACGCAUUCUCUUACAACUUUUCGAAACAGAUGUUUACGAAUUAUUUCGGAAUUGAUAACUCGAGAAUGUCCGAAUUUUCCCGCCCAUCACUUGGAGAAAUCAAAACUAUAAAGUUUGGUAAAACGGACAUGGUUUCUGACGAAAUUAAUUCUUGUUAUAUCGGAUCUUUCGCUCUUUACGACCAUUUCAUCGAUCAAAACUUCGCAAAUAGUUUGGCAACACGUGAAACGCUCGGAAAUCCGAUUUGUUAUUCGGGGUGUUUCAAAAAAUUCGGAUCUAUCAAAUUUGAAAGCGGAAUCACUAUGCAUCCUAACGUUAAAUACUAUAAUAUGCCAUUUAUUGAGUAUGUCAGCCUUCCUAAGUACAGACUUUUACUUGUCAAAGUUUUUGAAAGUAAUACUGACCAAAAAUUCAAUAUUUUGAUGCUCAACCUGCUUCAACUGCUGACGCUUAAGGAUUAUCAUGAUUUUGACCUGGAGUGCGAGCGUUAUCUCUCAUAUAAUAUUGGAUUUUUGAUGAAAGAUUAUUUGAAAACUUUUUCAUCGUACAGAGCCUGCAAAGAAAUUGCAACAGUGGAUCCAACCGGAUUUUGGAUCAUGGAAUUGGUUAUCAAUCCUUGGAUUUGGGUAAAAACAAAAGAUUUUUCACAAAUUGUCAAAGAUUGGUCAAGAAAUGUCUUUGAUUUGGUCAGGAACUCUCCAAAUUUGCUAUCCACAUUAGCUGUUGACUACAUGUUAAUGUGCCAACACAAUAUGCUUUCAAAUGAACUGAAAAGUGAACUUGAAUUAGUAUUAAUCAGAAUGGGAUAUUGUAUAUCGACUCCUUUGCAUGCCAUGCGACUUGUUGGCCUGAUGCAAAUGAAUAUCGGAGAUGAUCUCAAAAUUAUUUUGUUAAGAACACUUUCGAACGUUCAAUUAAAGAAGAUAACCAUUAACCAGUUUUGGAAAUUGAUCGAAACUAGCUCAGAUCCUGUUUGUGUUGAAAUAAUUUUGAUGUUUUUACGGACAAUGCCACAUUCCUUCCACAUAGUAUCACUUGGAGUUGUCAAGAUGCUCAAAAACAGAUGCGGUCAGAUAUUUGAUUUGAUGUUUGGCUUGUUACCCGAACAUCCAGAUUUAUAUCCGCUCCUUCUAGGCCUCGCUUUAAGACCAGAAGAUGAAGAAAGGAGACAGAAAGUGUUUGCAGCGGAUCCGAUGCAGUUAACUGCAAUGGGUACAUGGUAUUUGUUCCCAAUCAUCAGCAUGUUCUUACCUAAUGCGAAUGUACAGACAGUUCUUAUGUGGAUUGUUACAAAUAUUACAUCUUCAAGCAAAGAUACUAUAACUGCCAUAUUCAGUCUCUUACUUUUGUUAUCUUCAAGGCAAAACCAUGAUAUUUUGACUCUUUUCAUUGAAAUGACCGGAGAAAUUGCAUUUGAGGGCAAACUGCUCGAACCAAAUUCACUGGACAGACUGUUUUUGUUCACUUUUGCUUCAAUUUUCUUCAGAUUCGAAAACGGAGUAACUGUAGCGAACAAAUCAACAGGAAUUGUCCAAACUUUCAAAGAUGUAUACACAUAUUCACCUGAUUCUGAUUCUGUUGCAAGUUUGCAUUUGAAUUCGAUUGAUUCUCUAUUUGAUAUUCUUUCUAGACAACUGGAAAGGCUUCCUUUGUACUUCGAUGUUAUUCUUGAUGACAAAUUGCAACUGAAACUUGAAGAAAGAGCUGUUGCUGCAUUGAGAUUGUUGGAGAAAUGUCCUUCAAGAAAAGAAUUCGGAAAUGUAAUCUACGCGUUUAGAACUAAGUCUCCAUCUCUAUCUCUUGAGCAAUUUAAGAGAAGAGAGAAAACAAUCGAAGAUGCAAAAGCUGAAUUUCAUCAAACAUUCACGGAGUCAUUGAAAUGGAUGAUAGGACAGAUAAUACCAGUCAAAAAUGACCUUCUUGUAAACAUUGAUGAAAGUUUUGAUCAAGAGGCUGCUAUUGCAAGAGAUUUAAUUCAGAAGAGAUCUGGAUAUGGUCACUUAUAA
Molecule: messenger RNA, 4749 nt
Organism: Trichomonas vaginalis G3
Lineage: Eukaryota; Parabasalia; Trichomonadida; Trichomonadidae
Product: concanavalin A-like lectin/glucanases superfamily
Exons: 1
Coding region: 1-4749 (1582 amino acids)
Source: RefSeq, a predicted model, not a curated record